This is a messenger RNA of Anopheles marshallii, 6255 nucleotides long. RefSeq lists its product as uncharacterized. NCBI's taxonomy places the organism in Eukaryota, Metazoa, Arthropoda, Insecta, Diptera, Culicidae. The record is from RefSeq and is a predicted model, not a curated record. Gene Ontology annotation, molecular function: protein binding. Gene Ontology annotation, cellular component: cytoskeleton; cytoplasmic side of apical plasma membrane. Gene Ontology annotation, biological process: positive regulation of hippo signaling. The transcript is spliced from 16 exons. The coding region runs from base 1 to 6255 and encodes 2084 amino acids.
AUGUAUGCACAGCCAUCGUCUCUGUUGGUGUGGUCAUCGUUAGUGUCAUCGUCGUCGUUAUCGUCGUCACCGUCGAAGGGGGAAGACCAGCUGGGUGGAUCAGCACAGCAGCAUUUAUACCAGCAUCAACACUAUCAAGCCUCUACGGAGCCAUCAGCAGCAACACCAACGGCCGGAGCAUCAACAUCCGUCACACUGCUCUCGGUCACCUACGCAACCGGUUCGACAACAUCAGCAACAACCGUGUCCUUUUCAACUGGUGAACAGUCAAUUGAAGCGAGCAAAACAUUAGCGUCGGCAGACAGUACGAACAGCAUGUCAACAACUGUGACGAACAGCAGCAACAACCACACUGACAGCAACAUUAUACCGACCGAGAGUGAUAGUAGUGAUUCCGCAACCGGUCCGGAACGGGUGGAAGCGAGACAAGCGGCACCAAUACAGGGCGACAUGCCACAGGCUGCGACGGAGCUGGCGGUGGUUGCGGAGACGAACGCCGACACAGCAACCGGUAGCUCGCAGUCAGCAACAUCACCAGCAGCAGCAACAACAGCACCACCACCAACGUAUGGUGCCUACACUAACAAUACUUUACCGCGGGGGCCUUAUCUUCAGUAUAAGUAUAAAAACAUUAGUAGUGUUCCGUGCAACCAGGACAAUAACGAACAUCAACAACCGCAAACGCAGCAGCUUAUACUGCACCAGCAUCAUCAUCAACUGGCUCAGCAGCAUCAUCCGCAUGCAGCCGCACACCAGCAAACGCAACCGUAUCGGCAACAGCCGCAUCAUCAUCGCACCCACAACAACCACCAGCAACAACCGCAUCAUCAACAUCAUCCGCAACAGCAUCAGCAACACCGUCAGCCGUUGCGCAGCAGUGACGUGCUGGACAUGAUUUCACGAUUCAAACGCACCCACCCGACCAGUGAAGCGGAACAGCAACAGGGUGAGGGAGAAGGGUUAGACGGGGCAGGGCAGGACCACCAACGGUCGGUUGAUGCGUUGUCGAUGCCGAACAAGGACGACCACGGAUGGGAACGGGACACGCAUGCGUACAACGGGAUAAACGAACCGAACCAGCGCCAUCCGGUUGCCGACGGUGCAUUUCAUCAACAGCAAUGGCGUCAGCCAUCGCACCUCGAAGGGGAUGGCAAUGGUGGUGGGGUCUAUGCAAGCAAGGGAAGAAACAACCACCAGCGCCAUCCCAGCAGCAUAUCGCAGCAACAUCUGCCGUACAGGGAUAGUGCAACAACCGUUGCGCAACAGCAGCGCCAUCACUACCACCAUCAACACCACUAUCAACACCCAUCAACAACGGCACCAGUCGGCCAUCAACCGCCGUCGGACGGUGGUGGGGUCGAUUACUUUCGCCCUGCAACGCCGGCCAUCGGUAGUGCCGUUUCGCUCACGAACGUGAUCGGCUUGAAGCGGCCCAGCCAGGCGGAAGGGUGGGCCCUGCUCUGUCAAUCGGUACAAGCGCUACAGGACCUUUUUCUUGGAGAAACACCAUCAAUCAGCAAAGUUCGACCGUUGAUAACGCCUGCCAGUCUGCAGAUCAGUUCGCGGGGUCGUGUCGUCUUUAGCAUCGUCCCAGCGACAGGUGGACAGCAUCAGCCGCAACAGCACCAGCACCAAAAGCAUGAGUCGUCGGCGGGGCAGGAAGCGCCGGACGCGACCGAGGAACCGUUCCUAUCGCCCGAGUACAUUAAUUCGCUCGGCAAAACCAUCCAGUUCAGUGAGUCCGACGUCGAAAAGAUGUGGAUCUACUCGCUCGGUGUGACGCUGCAGCGCACUGUAUCAUCGUUUGCCGUCAACCACCAGCAGCACCGGCAGCAGCAGCAGGAGUACGAUGGAGCCCAUCAUCUGCUGACCGAGGACGCACUCACACCGCUCGAUCACGUCGUGCUGGCGAUGUGCGAAGCGAACCUAUACCAACGCGCCAGCCUGAUGUUUCUGCUCGAUAUCAUAUCGGACUACUGCAAGAACCAUCACCUUUACAAACCGUUCUCCCAUAUGCUGAUCGACCUGUUCCGUGAGGUUGUCUCAUCAGCGGAACCGCUACAGCAUCGCCCAUCGCCCAUCGGGCAACCUCCGGAGCUGAAAAUCAAGCGUUCGAUCGAGUCGUUCGAAGAGCCGAAAAGCGAUACCGAUUCGGGUCGUUCGUCUGACCAUGGUGAGUUGCUGGAGGUGCACCGGAAGAAGGAACCAUCGGGUGUCCGGAUGCAGCUGAACCCACCUGCCCAGCAGCAACACAGCUAUGGUCCGAUCGUUUGCGCCGGUGAGGAGUACCGCGAGUACGGCCAAACUACGGCAGCCACGCUGCUAAAGGUGAAACGACCACCAACGGUUAACAAUCCGGCCGAGCAGAGGUUCUGCUCGCUGCCGAGACCACCCUACGACAGGCAUCAGCAGCAACCCGGCACGCUGGUUCCCGAACCGUAUCCCAACUACCAUACCAUCUCCUAUACCAAGAGCGUUCCGCGACCGGGUGACGGCACCGUACAGCAGCCGGACCAGCAGCAACAUCACCACCACCAGGGUGUUACCGUGCGUCGGCGACAUAACGCGGAGGUGCUGGCGGCCCGAAGACGCGCUGACUACCGGCGGAACACCAUCGACGUGACGAUGGUGGAGGUAAAGAUGGCGGAAGCGGCAGCAGAACAUCAACAGCGGGCAUUGCAACACCAGCAACCGCCCUACCUUACCGGUCCCGGACGACUCAUCCCGUCCAAGUCGAUCAACCAUCUGGCGAGUCUUGGCGGUGGUGCUGGAUGUGACGCAUCCGCUCCACUCGACCAGGCCAGCUUUAAUGCUACCUCUAUGCCCAAUCUCGGCAUACCGCUGACGACGACGGUUUCGAUCGCCACCCAGACCGCCCAGUGCAGCAAUCGCAAGCAACCGGAACUCACCCACACAACCGAUGGUACCGAACCGGGCGCAACCCACAAGGGACCGGAGUUCAUCGUAAAUUCCCACUCAGCACCAAAGUCUAUUGAUCUCACUGACGCAAAGACACAGCAUCGCAGAAUUGUAACGAUUCUACUGCUCAACGGUACCAAAGUGAACGUCACGUGCAAUCCCACGACCACACUCGCCCGCCACAUCUUCGAGGCAAUUCUCCGGCAGGAAGGAUUGGGCGAAAACUUCUUCCUCGGACUGUGCGCCCUCAUCGGUGGUGAUUUCGUCUUUCUGCCGCUGGAUCUCAAGAUCUACAAGGUGGCACCACAAAUAUGGAUCAACACGUCCAAAAAGUCCACUCCGAUGGUGGAGAACGUGGUAUUUAUGUUGUACGUGCGAAUUAAAUUCUUCCUGCCCACGCUACGGGGUGUGAGCUGUGUCGAGUCGCGGCAUCUACUAUAUCUGCAGCUGCGGAAGAGCAUCCUCGAGCGGCAAAUACUAUGCGCGGAGGAUGAUCUGAUCGCGCUCGGUGGGUUAGCGUUACAGUCCGAGAUUGGCAGCUUCAAAGAGCACAUGAAGUACUCGGAAUAUUUCACUAUCUCGCACUACCUGCCGGAGGAGGUGUACCGUAAGAAGCGCGAGCUGGCACGCUAUCUGCGCAAUGCCCACUUCCACAAGCGGGGGCUACACCAGCGGGAGGCGGAACACAACUUCAUCCGGUACGUGCAGGAGCUGAAGGAGUACGGGCUGCACCUGUACAGUGCGUCCUGGGCGACCGGCGAAGGUAUGACGCUGGACGUGUACGUCGCCAUCUCGCUCGCGGGUGUCGCCAUCUUCGAGCGUAACGUGCGCUAUCAACCACGGGGCAGCCAGGAACAGCAGGAAUGUCGCAACGGCAAGAACAGCUUCAUGCGCCACCUGUACGCAUUUUUCGACUGGCUCGAGAUCGAAAACAUCUGCUUCUCGAAGCACGCGUUCUGCGUGGUGGUGCGCAGAAGCGAAACGCUCGGCUCCAAGAGUGACAAGAAUCUAGUGAAGUACAAGCUGCGUAUGGAUGGAAGAAAGAGCUACUUUGCUUUCAACCUAGCCUCGGAACAUCACAAAUUUUACAUGAAGUUGCGCAACUCGUUCAUCUCGAUUAAAACUCUUGCCAGCGAGCUGAACAUCCCGAUCGAGCAGCAACCAAACGGUGGCAGCACUAUGUCGUCCACGGAUGAGGAUGGCCGCAAGAAGCGAACCGUCAGCGAACUGAUAGACGGUAACCACCGCCCAUCGCCGGAUCCGGCCAGUUUCGAUGCGAAGAACAUCGAAAAGAUCGACAAACCAUUCAAGACGACCGGGUUGCGGGUGCGCAAUCUCAAGAAAUCGAUGCUCAACGAUAACCGGCUCGCACGCCUACGGCAGCGUUUUCUGCUCAAGCGAUCGAAGUCAACCGUCGAGCAGGGCAGUGCCGGUACGUCCGCGCUGAACCUCACGGUGGAGAUUGCCAACCAGCAGAACCAGAACAAGGAGAACGAAAACCCGUUCCUGGACGGUGAACAGGAGACGGUGGACGGUGGUGGCGUGGCCAGUGUUUCUUCGCCCGGUGUCGCCGAGCUAACCCAGUCGGGCACGCUUCGGUCGCACCAGUCGGGCGGCAAUUCACCCAAAACCACGCACAGCAUGAACCGCAACAAGGUGAAGAUGGGCACGAAGGUGUUUUCGGCCCAGUUUUUGAACAAAUCGUUCGAUAACCUUGCUGCUGCUGCGGGUGGUACCGCUACCCUGCAGGGGUUAACCGGUGCGGUCUCCUUCCAGAACGUGGCCAACAUAAGCCGCAGCAGUAGUGGCUUUCUGCUGCACGAGGACGAUGGAGAGACGGGCGAUGGAAUGCACAGCGCUGCUCAUCCACCGGCACCGUCGUCACAUCCGCUGAUCGAGAGCAGUGUUGAUGAGGUGUUGUCGGUCAAGAGCAGUAUGGGUUCGGUGUACUUCAUGGAAAAGAUCGACGAACAAUCCGUUGGUGGGAGUGCCGAAACGUUACUCUCCCCGAAAGCGUGUGUCAUACAAUCGAGCAUCCGUAGCGAAAGCUGCCAGUUCGAGCUCCCGAUGACGGAUGAAACCAUCUCCGACACGCUGCUGGAGAAGUUUAACAACAUCAGUCAGUGUGGUGGGGCGUCUAACGAUCGCAUCCUCGCGACCGUGCUGAUUGUGAAGGAUGCCGUGAACGGUGCGGAGCAGGAGUCACUGAUGAUGGCAACCGCGCAGCGGCAGUUUCUCUCCCGCAGUCAAGAAUCCAUCGCCUUCCCAGGCAAAUGGUCCCUGACGGCGUCCAGCACCACCAAUGACGAGUUUGACGAGCGAUUCCCGUACGCAACGAUGGGUGGUGGUGUGCGGAAAAGAAACCGCGAGCAGACCAAUGCAGCCACCCGGUACACGCUCGGCAUCAGUAUCGUGCAGGGCAACGAUAACAACGUGUACGUGAAGGAUCUCGCACCCAACGGACCGGGAGCACGCAAUGGCGUACGAGUGGGCGAUCAGAUCAUUGCAGUUAAUGGGAAAUCAUUGCUCAACCUACCGUACGCCGAGUCGCUGAGCAUACUGCAGCAAACGGGACGGACAGUUGAGCUGGUACUGUCACAAAUCUUCCAACGUACCCAACCACUACCACCGGAGGAGGAGCAGCAGCAACACCCGCCUCGUCCACCAACCGUGACCAAGUCAAACAGUCUGUACAUUAAGAAUGGUAGUCGCUCAGCCAAUACCACACCCCUGCUGGACACGCACCAGCACACCUUACCACCACCACCGACGUACACGAAGCAUUUGGAUGAUGGUGACCGUGCGGUCAAAGCCUCCUUCCAGCAACACGCACAUCAACGUAAACAGCAUGCGGAAGGAAUUGGGGAAGGUGCCACUCUCCAGCGGAUGGGAGGCGACAACAACACCGGUGGCAGUGUGAGCCAACGCUAUACGAAAAACGUCGCCGACAUUCUCCGGACGCGCAAUCGCAUCGCACUGGCCGAACGGAGCCAACAAUCCCACCAACACCAACAACCACCACCCGCAUACGCUGGUCUCAGUCCCUCGAAAAGCAUGCCCGACUUACCGAAGAUUCUGCAGGCGUACGGCAAACAACCGGCCACGUUCGGUGUACUGCUACCGGCAGGUGUGAUUGGCCCGGUCCGGAACAGCACGCGGUUGGGAUCAUCGGUGAAGUUGCCGGGACACCACGGUACAGCAGUGUCCCGCAAGUAUACCGGCCCGACAAAGUAUCCUGUCACACCGGCGAAGGACACGUUCAAAACCACCGUCGGUCCCAUCCGGACGCAGCUCUCCCUCUCGAAUGCGUCCGAGGACGAGCAGGUGUUCAUCUAA